AAGCAUCGAAGUGUGAAGAAGCCACGGACGAAGGAUUGUGAUUAUGUCAGACCUACCUUAUGAGGCUGAAGACGGUUGGAAAGUCGCAUAGCGACAGACAGCAGCAAGCGUUGGAACGGGAAACGCUGAGAUGUGGAAGCACCGCCAAUGCGGGAACGAGGGAGGCUGGAGCGAUGCGAAAACGACAAACCUGUCAGCACCGUGGCAUUCUACACUGAACCACUGCG
This is a messenger RNA of Baudoinia panamericana UAMH 10762, 227 nucleotides long. RefSeq lists its product as uncharacterized. The record is from RefSeq and is a predicted model, not a curated record. The coding region runs from base 60 to 218 and encodes 52 amino acids. Lineage: Eukaryota; Fungi; Ascomycota; Dothideomycetes; Mycosphaerellales; Teratosphaeriaceae. The transcript has a single exon.